AUGGCUAUCAUGUGGCUCACGAUUCAGAGUGUCCUUCUAGCGAUCACAGGCCUGUGGCUGCAGCUGGGCCUUGCAUUGGCAUUGAUUGUGGUCGUUUUGGUUUUGGCCUGGCCCCUGCGGAGCCUUGCUUGGAUCGACUUUUGCAAGGGAGCCUACCGGCACCUCACCGACCCAGUCAUGAAACUGCGAGUGAAGAUCUACACCAUUGUUUUUUCACUCUUGCCCUUUGGCCUCAUCAUGCCCAUCUUUGGCCCUUGGGAGCGUGUGCAGAAGUGGGUGAGGUGGCACCCUUACAAUCUUGAUGCAGAGCUCCUCUGGCGUGGAACCUUCGCCACCUUCGCCUUGGCCUUCUUUCUGACGGCUGCGAACCCCAAGGUGAACAACUCCAUCGUAGCCUUCUUUGCGGCUCAUGGUGUUUGCCACAGCGUGUCCAUGUUCAUUGACAAUCGCAUUUUUCCCAUGGACGGCAACGACAAUGUGGAGCACAUACUGGAGAUAUCGGUCUUCCUGGUCAUCGGCUUGUUCCACCUGUUUGAGCACAGCAGUGAAGAUUCUGCCUUCAUUGAGAAAUCGCAGUUCGAGAGCUGCAAGGAGAAGGUGCUGGCCAUGUGCGAAACGGACUGCAUGCAUCUUCGAGACCAGGACUUGAAUGCCAUUUUCGACCUGGUCGACUAUGAGGACUCCAACAUCGUGGAGAUCGAGGAGCUCCUCUAUGGGAUGGUCCAGGUCUCCGCUGAGCUACGGCCCAUGUCCAUCUUGGAGCUAAAGAGAUCCUUUGCUCGGGGGCUCAAUGCUGUCGCACAGCAGGUCAGUGCACUUGACACGCGGCUCCAGAUGAUGGAUGCGCGACUGCAACAGGUUCUGGCGAAGCCAAAAUCUGACGCAAACGUGGUGCAUUGA
Molecule: messenger RNA, 900 nt
Organism: Durusdinium trenchii
Lineage: Eukaryota; Dinophyceae; Suessiales; Symbiodiniaceae
Source: the annotation of a GenBank genome assembly